AUGGCGGCGAACAAAAUCCUCAUCUGCGCGGGAGUGGUGACGUUAUUGCAGGCUGUUGGGCAGAUAGUUUUCUGCACCCUCGGCCUGGCUCAGUACUACUGCGUGGUCGAUUUUCUGCGGGAGCUGCCGAUGUUGUUAUACAUCAGAAUCAUGUAUUUCCACAAUCCUGUGCCGUGUGGAGCGCGCAUCAACAUCGGCUCCGCAAUCGAGGGCAUCGUGGACCAGGCCUUUGUGUUGAUCAACAACGAGCCGCUCACUGCCUACCGCACCUUCAUCAUCAACUGCACCAACCUAGGUAUUGCUGGGCUUUGGAUACCUGCGAGCAUCCUUUUAAUAAUGGGUGGCGCUAAGAACUCCGCUUCAAAACACGUCCGGUGGCCAUGGGUGAUGGUGACGGUGAUGGCCAGCGGAGUCGACCUGGUGGCGGCCGUCAUUUACACCAACGACUCGUUCUACACUAGGAGUUUGUCCGACAUCAUGGAAUUCAUCGGCGGGGUCGCGAGCGGUAUCGCCAACGCCAAUCUGGACACCACAUGGGUUUCCUGGAUCAUGGUCAUCGUCUACGCGAGGUUCAUUGUGUUCUUCUUCUUCAACGUGAUCCUCGUCGUCAUGGUGAUUGUGGACUGCAACGCCCCUAUACUACCGAUCACUACUGGGACACAAGUGGAGGCGCCGAUAGGCAUGCGUGAUGUGAGCACGAGCGACAAGGACGUGGAAGAGAGCAGUACGUUCAGCGAGCCGCGAAUGUUCGCGCGCCUCCCGCGGCCGGGACUCAGCCGCUCGUUUCGGCGCAUGAAGGCGUACCUCUUCAGGAAGCCGUCGCCCACGCCAGUGCCGCCGUCCACGUCCAACCCCGAAUCGUAUAACCCAUCGCCUAACAGAUCGCCGAGAGCUCACCAUGUGGACAUAGAGAAGAAGCGAACUGUGAAUUUUCCCGAAAACCUAUUAUCGCUGCCGCAGCGCUUAGAGAACCUGAUCGCAGAGCAGCAGCGGCGCCUGGACAGCGCCGUCAUCGACACCGCCGGCCGGAACAGCCCCCCGCGCGCCUCGCAGUCCCUUCCACAGUUGCCCUCCACGACCGAGGAGGAGCCUCAAGGGAUCUCGAGCCGGCGCGGCACAGCAGCCGAGCUGCAGGGCCAGCUGCCGUGGGCAUACAUCCCGGCGGCGCGGCGCAUGCGCGACCAGCUGCCGCCCGACGAGGAGCUGCCGCCCGUGCCGCUGCCCGACUACACCGCCAUCCAGCCCUUCAGGAAGGCCUCCGUCCACCGGGCAGCGUCCAGCCUCAGCUCGCUAGCGUACAAGCGAGACGCGCUGGGGCAGUCACGGCCGACGAUAACACAGUCAGACGUGUUGUAUUAAACGGAUCAGCGAAUAGGAAACGAGAAGAUGCCUGAAGACGAGCGAUUUGAGUAUUAAGUGAUUAAGUUUAUGAAGUAGUUUCAUUGCAAUAGGGAAUACCUAUCUACAUAUGUAUGUGUUCAAAAUGAUUCAAUUAUAGAUUUUGUUCUGUAUUAGAUUACUUGGUGAUGAUAUAAAGAAUAUGUAAUUAUUACGAUAUCUUCUUGGUUUAUUUGACGGUUGAUUUGUAUUUUUUCAGUUUUUUCAUGCAUUCGUUUCCAUCCAAUUAAUUUAAUGUGUGUAAUGCGAGGCAAUGUGCCAAAGUAUUGUAAAUAUUUUUAUACAAAAGGUAUUAUUGUUGAUGAUUUGUGUUAGGUAUAAGUUUGUUAAAGUUAAAAGUGUUUAAGAAGGGCGAGAAAUUCGAUGUUAAAGUAUCUCUCAAUUUAUCAAAACCUUUUGAAAAUGUGAAAAGGUAGAAAAAUCAAGUUUUGAUAUUAUUAAAAUCCAAUAAUUACCUAUCACUCUGCAAAUAAACAUAAUUGUUUAUAUCAGCUUUCAGAUCUCAUUUUUGAUGAGAUACUGAUAAGCCUCGACGAUUUGCGCGACGAAUUAAUUAUUAUUUGCUCGUCCUACUUAAAUGUCAAGUUCGCAUUAUAAAUGUAAGUUUGAAUAAUAAAUUUGAUUAUAAAAGGUCUGCUGGUUUUUACAUUAACAUUAACAAAAUAUACCCAGAACGGAGAUAGGUAAACGCCAAUGCGUAGCUCCCUAGCCGUGCCGUGCUUCGAAAAACUUGUGACAAAGCUAAAAAUAUAGCUGAUCCUCAUGAAAGUAAAAACCACCUAAAAUACCUGGCCCACAUAAAUAAUAAAUAUACAAACCUCCUAAAUGUGGCUUACCGUUUUGACCAAACCAUUGCACUGUUUUUCUCCUUUAUAUUACUGAAUCAACAAAUUUGAGAACUAUUGCAAUAAAAAUAUGCUUACU
Molecule: messenger RNA, 2322 nt
Organism: Ostrinia furnacalis (Asian corn borer)
Lineage: Eukaryota; Metazoa; Arthropoda; Insecta; Lepidoptera; Crambidae
Exons: 10
Coding region: 1-1359 (452 amino acids)
Source: RefSeq, a predicted model, not a curated record